Messenger RNA from Anopheles coluzzii, 2567 nucleotides. RefSeq names its product raf homolog serine/threonine-protein kinase Raf. The coding region runs from base 171 to 2228 and encodes 685 amino acids. Gene Ontology annotation, molecular function: protein kinase activity; ATP binding. NCBI's taxonomy places the organism in Eukaryota, Metazoa, Arthropoda, Insecta, Diptera, Culicidae. The record is from RefSeq and is a predicted model, not a curated record. The transcript is spliced from 5 exons. Gene Ontology annotation, biological process: protein phosphorylation; signal transduction.
AAAAUAAAAUGACAGCUUAACUUGCAAAUGUAUUAAUUUGUUACCUGUGUGAAGCAACAAAUUCUAGGGAAAAAGCUUGAAGAUGGAAUAAAACUAUUAAAUAUUUUACUAAUUCGGAACAGGAGGAUAGGAGAAAAUAAGAGGAAUUUGAGUGAUCGAAACCUAUCUUGAUGUCCUCGGCCGAUGCAGAAGAUACGGACGAAGAGCUCGAUGCGUUCUUACAGUUGGAGGAAGAUUUGCGAAACAUAAAAUCUGUGAUUCAUGUUACCCGAGAAAACAUCGACGCUCUAAAUGAAAAAUUUGCUGACUUUCAGCAGCCACCGGCGCUGUACCUGGAAGAGUAUCAGGAACUCACCUCAAAACUUCAUGAUCUUGAGAUCAAGGAACAGGAUCUUAUGGAAAAGAAGAUACAAAUGCAGAAUGAACAGUUAAGCGAACCCAGCGAACCUCCUGAUCCAGCAGAGCGGGUAGAGACUGAGAGCAUGUGCGGUACACUAAGUAGACAGUCGAAAAUGUUAUUACGAGCCUUCUUACCAAAUCAGCAACGUACAUCCGUGCAAGUAAUUCCAGGAAUGCGGUUAAAGGACGCCUUAGCGAAAGCAUUAAAACGCCGUAACCUUACUUGUGAGUUCUGUGAGGUAACUGCCGGCAACAGUAACUAUCCGAUUCCGUGGGAAACUGAUGUAAGCGCUCUAAACUGCGAUGAAGUGUUCGUUCGUAUCCUGGACAUUGGAUUCCCAACGUAUAUAUCGCAUCAGUUUAUCCGGAAAACAUUUUUUUCCCUUGCAUUCUGUGAGUGCUGCCGCCGUUUGCUGUUUACUGGAUUUUACUGUAAUCAGUGUAACUAUAGAUUCCACCAGCGAUGUGUCGAUAAAGUACCACCUAUAUGCAGCAAGCGACACAUGGAUAGCACAUUUUAUCAUGUGCUUUUGGCCAACCCAGAAAGCACGGCUGGUAUCAUUAAUCCAGGGGCCGGUGGAUACAGUACAAGCUUGCGUCAUCCACGUUCUCUCAACCAGCAUGAUCGUUCCAAUUCGGCUCCAAAUGUUUGCAUUAAUAAUGUGAUAAAGCCAUUCUUCGGAGGAGAAAAUAGACAUGUGAUCAGCAAUCGACCAUUACAGGCACAACCAAAUCAAGAGCAUUCGCAUUCCACACAAGCAUCACCUACAAAUACAUUAAACCAUAGCAAAAGACCGCGGGCUCGAUCAGCUGAUGAAAGCAAUAAGAAUCUGCUAUCUCCAAGGGAUUCCAAGCAAUCCGAUGAAAACUGGAAUAUCCAGGCAGAGGAAAUUUUAAUAGGACAACGAAUUGGUUCUGGAUCGUUUGGUACAGUUUAUAAAGCUCAUUGGCAUGGACCAGUGGCCGUAAAAACAUUGAACGUAAAAACCCCAAGUCCGGCACAGCUACAAGCAUUCAAGAAUGAAGUAGCAAUGUUAAAGAAAACACGUCAUUGCAACAUUCUACUAUUUAUGGGUUGUGUUAGUAAACCAUCUCUAGCGAUUGUGACGCAAUGGUGUGAAGGUAGCAGUUUGUAUAAACAUAUUCACGUUAACGAGACCAAGUUCAAGCUAAACACGCUGAUUGAUAUCGCUCGGCAAGCAGCUCAAGGAAUGGAUUAUUUACAUGCAAAAAAUAUUAUUCAUCGUGAUCUUAAGUCUAAUAACAUUUUCUUGCAUGAUGAUUUUUCGGUGAAAAUUGGUGAUUUCGGCUUAGCAACAGCAAAGGUACGGUGGUCCGGAUCUCAACAAUCGAAUCAACCAACUGGAAGUAUUCUUUGGAUGGCACCGGAAGUUAUUCGUAUGAAGGAGCAAAAUCCUUAUUCAUUUCAAAGUGACGUUUACGCGUUCGGUAUUGUACUAUACGAAAUGCUGACCGAGCAAUUGCCAUACAAUCACAUCAAUAACAAAGACCAGAUUUUGUUCAUGGUUGGCUGUGGAAAGUUACGGCCAGAUUCGACAAAAGUGCGAACUGACUGUCCACAAGCUUUAAAGCGUUGUGUUGAGGAUUGCAUUAAGUUCAAUCGUGAUGAACGACCGCUCUUUCGAUUAUUGCUAAACAUGUUAGAAAAUAUGCUGCGAACCAUGCCUAAGUUCCACCGUAGCGCAAGUGAACCUAAUUUUACUCAGACCCAACUACAAAAUGACGAUUUUCUAUAUAUGUGUUCAAGUCCUAAGACACCGGUAAACUUCCACAACUUUCAAUUCUACAACGGCGCAGGAAAUUAUUAACCUAUUGAACUGAUAUAAUAGUCGUUACUAGAAACAUGCUUUAUUUUUUUAUAAAUUAAACAGAUUCAUCUUGUUAGUUUCUCGCGUAGAAGUAUAGAAUGCAGUAAAUCUUGCAAAUAGAUCAUCGCAUGGUAAAAGGAUGAUAGUAAAAACAAAUUAAACAAGUACGACAAAAUGAUAGGAAUUUUGUCAUGAAAAAUCCAAGCGUUUGAUAAAACUACUUACUAUUGGUUUAUCUUUACUUAAUUUGUGUAGCACGCAUGAAUGAUAGCUUAUUUGAAUAAAAUCUCAUUAUACAAUUUUUUAAACGAGAUAAAACUAGUUGGUUUACCGAUUGAA